UAGCAUCAGUGUAUAUCGAUGGAAAUUGACAGGUGAUUAAAGUAUAUUAAAGCAAUAAAAACAAUACAAUUAUGUAACUGGCUCUAAAACAUGCUUCUUCCGUUAUUGUCUGUUUUAAUCUUUUUGGAUGUCACUUCGAGUAUAAAAGAUCCGGAAGCAUUAAAUUUUAUUGCUCUUGGAGAUUGGGGAACGGAUAAGGUACCGGAUGAAGUUGAUUAUCAAGAGAGAGUGGCGAAUAAAAUGGCUGAGUGGGCAAAUGAAACUGGACUUAAUUUUAUAUUAACUUUAGGAGAUAAUUUUUAUCCUGUGGGUGCCAAUAGCGUUGACGAUGAACAAUUCAAUAGGAAAUGGAGACAAGUGUACUUGAAUCCACAUCCAUCUUUACGAGUUGAAUGGCAAAUUUCAUUGGGUAAUCAUGAUCAUUAUUUAGAUAACGGAAAACAUCAACUGGAAUUUUCCAAAGUCGAGCCUUUAUGGAAAAUACCAAAGUUUUUUUAUACCUUUACAAAAAAAGUAGGAUUUCUGGAAGUAUUGUUUGUAGUAGUUGACACUGAGUCCAUGUACUUUACUUCAAACAAAGGAGAGCAAUUGGACUUUCUAAACACCACCUUAGCUAAUAGUCAUGCAGACUGGAGCAUUGUGGCUGCUCACCAUCCUAUAUUUUCCACUGCCCUACAUGGGAAUCAUGAAGAUUUAAUAGAUGAACUUCGACCAAUCCUUAUAGAACAUAAAGUUGACUUUUAUAUUUUUGGUCAUGAUCAUGUCUUGCAGCACUUAACUGGUCCAUCCUUCGAUAGUGUUACCUAUAUCGGAAGCGGAGGUGGAGGUCAAUUCCCAACUGUACAAAUACCAGAACAUCUUGAAGAGUUAAAAAAAUGGAAUAUAACUUCUAAUAUGUUUAAGAAUACGAAUGGCUUCACAGCAGUGAAGAUCACAAAAGAAUAUACUGUAAUAGAUUUCAUCGAUUAUAACGGUGAAAAGUUUUAUUCAAUUACGAAGACUAAAUCAUAAAGUGUUAAUGAUAUGCUAUUAAUACAUAAUAUGAAAUACAGUAUGUUAAGAAUUCUCUGUGCCAG
This is a messenger RNA of Dimorphilus gyrociliatus, 1076 nucleotides long. The record is from the annotation of a GenBank genome assembly. NCBI's taxonomy places the organism in Eukaryota, Metazoa, Annelida, Polychaeta, Dinophilidae.